Molecule: messenger RNA, 1149 nt
Organism: Sparassis crispa
Lineage: Eukaryota; Fungi; Basidiomycota; Agaricomycetes; Polyporales; Sparassidaceae
Product: Probable D-xylose 1-dehydrogenase (NADP(+))
Exons: 7
Coding region: 1-1149 (382 amino acids)
Molecular function (GO): nucleotide binding
Source: RefSeq, a predicted model, not a curated record
AUGUCGUUGGUGUCUUCCGUAAAACGUUUCUACAAGACGAACUAUCCUCCCACCGUGGAGAAGUCGUCCAAUCCUUUGCGGUUCGGGGUGCUGGGUGCAGCCAACAUUGCACCUAAUGCCAUAGUCAAACCGAUGAGGUGUCAUGAGGACGCUGUCCUGGUCGCCGUCGCUGCACGCGACAAGGGCCGCGCGGACGCGUUCGCGCAGAAGUGGGGGAUCCCGAGGACGUAUGGUGGUUCGAGUGCAUACCAAGAGUUAUUGAACGACGCAGGGAUCGACGCUGUGUAUAUUCCCUUGCCGAAUGGUCUUCACUACGAGUGGACGAUGAAGGCUCUCGCAGCGGGAAAGCACGUCCUCUGUGAGAAACCGAUCUCCAACAACGAGGAGGAGGUCCGCAAGAUGUUUGCAUACGCCGCGGAGAAGAGCCUGGUGCUGCUCGAAUCAUGGCAGCCUCACUUCCACCCUGCGCUACACAGAGUAAAGGCUAUCCUGGACGAGGGCUCGCUCGGCAAGAUCGUUAAGAUGUCUGCCGAGUUCGGAAUAUCGCGCAUGUUUCUCCCCGAAGACGACAUCCGCUACGAUUUCAGUCUUGGAGGUGGCAUGCUCAUGGACAUGGGCCCGUACCCUAUCAACUGUCUGCGUUUCCUGGCGUCCUCCAACCCGACCGUCGAGUCCGCGGAGUCUAUCAACCUGUCCGAUACCAUCGACAGGAGGGUUGAAGCACACCUGACCUUCCCGGGCGCCGUCACUGCGACUGUCAUCACGGAUGGCGCUCUGGACAGUUGGGGCCCACUGAAGCUCUUUCCGCACUUCAUCGCAUUCCAUGCUAAGGUGGAGUGCGAACACGGCUCUGUGGAGGUGUCGAACUACAUCAUAGCUAGCAUGUGGCACUCCAUCAAGGUCUCCCCGAAGGGCGGGAAGGUGCGGGUCGAGAAGGCAUACGAGCCGCCGGCAGGUACGGGCAAGGGAGAGGAUUGGUGGUCUGCGUAUCGCUACACACUCGAAGCGUUCGUGGACAAGGUCCGGGGCCGUGAGCCGCACGUGUGGAGGACGGCGGAGGAUUCGAUCGAUGAGAUGCAUGUCAUUGACGCUAUCUACACGAAGUGCGGCCUGCCGCUGCGUCAGACUUCUAAUUAUCAGCCUUCCUAA